This is a messenger RNA of Opisthorchis viverrini, 1407 nucleotides long. RefSeq lists its product as hypothetical. Gene Ontology annotation, cellular component: cytoplasm. Bases 1 to 1302 code for a protein of 433 amino acids. The transcript has 5 exons. The record is from RefSeq and is a predicted model, not a curated record. NCBI's taxonomy places the organism in Eukaryota, Metazoa, Platyhelminthes, Trematoda, Opisthorchiida, Opisthorchiidae.
AUGCAAUUAACCCAAAAAUCCGCUGCACACAGAAUCGCACAUCCCCUUUCUGAUCGCCUCAACCACGGCUUCCGUUACGGGGCGUUCCAGAAACAGCAGUAUGUAACGCGGCAAUAUGAAAUAGGCAACAUGGACAUGGGAAAAAGUGAAUUAUUCGCCGAUGCAGCAGCAGUGUGGAAAAUGUUGGAUGAAAUGGCGGUGAAUGAUCCAGUUGGAUAUAGGGCAUUUAUAGAGAAGAAUCUCAAAGAAGGACGAAAGACGGCCUCUCCUCCAUCGGUAAAAUUCGUAAUCAAAGCGAAAAUGAAAGAAGCCAAACGACUGCUGAUUGUAAACUACUGCGAAUGGGCAGCCGUCCCAGACUCCAAAUCAGAAACCAGCCCCAUUAUUGUCAAGUGUGGCGACACCUUCCCGUUGGGAGAGGACACAGGUAUCGCAAUGGCCUUCAAUCCACAUAUCUUCACACAGCAUGAUUUUCCCGCCGACCUGGACGGCAGCAGUUCCUCCACCUUACCACAGGCCAAAACAAGACGAGAGGAGGACAGUCGAUACCAACUGAUUUGGUUAGGCUUACACUACUUGGAAAUGGAAAAGAAAAUGCCCACUAUCGAGUCCAAUAGCGUUAUUUGCUCUUCCGCUCCACUUCGUCCGAAGAUCCUCCGUCCCGUCGACAGGUACGGAACCAAAGAACAAAUCCUCAACUCGCUUGGUUACUUUAAUCAUCUCUUGAGGAGUGAACAGAAGCGUGCAAAACAGGACUUUAUGGAUCCGGUGGGAGAAGCCGUGCAACAGAUUCUGCACAACGCUAGUGAGAGUGGAGUAGGCCACGAAAAUGUGACCGAAUCGGAAGAGUUAGACGAACUGUAUUUUUCCGAGAGUCAGCCGUUCAAACUGCCUCAUCAGCACACCGCAGCGGAUGCAACAACAACUGCCCGAAAGAAAUCGAACGUCAAACUUAUCGAGGAAAUCGAUGAAGCUUGUUCGAGUGAGGUAAAGCACAAAAUUUCCUGGCAUGCUGAAAUUAUCACGGCAAUACAAAAGGAGACGUCAAAAAGUCAUGCAAAUAGACUGAAGCUCACGUUUGAACUUCCUGGGAUAACUUCAAGUGAACAAUGUGAUUUGGACUUGACGGAGGAAAAACUCCUUUUGACCAUACUGGAUAGCAGAUUAAUAACCUAUCAACCGCUGGAGGUUGAAUUGCCGUGCAAAAUCAAUUACGAGAAGGCAGAAGCUAAAUUUAAUCCCAAACGUGAAAAGCUUCAGGUAAUCGCUCCCAUCCUACCAUCUGCACCUACAACAGAUUAACUCUGGAAGACUACCAAAGAACUUUGAAGCUUUCGACUCCCUCAUUCCAAUAACCGCGUUGUUUUACUGACCUUCCACAAUCUCAAUGCAAUAUGAAAACAGUUU